This is a messenger RNA of Gasterosteus aculeatus aculeatus (three-spined stickleback), 7893 nucleotides long. NCBI's taxonomy places the organism in Eukaryota, Metazoa, Chordata, Actinopteri, Perciformes, Gasterosteidae. The record is from RefSeq and is a predicted model, not a curated record.
CUCUCUCUCUCUCUCCCCCUCCCUCCUAUAGGUCUAACUCUACCUGCCUCCCCUCUGUCUCUCCCUCUCUAUCUGUCUCGGAGCACUGAUAAACUGUUUUUGUAGCUGCAUCACCUCCUAGGCAGCUGAACCUCUCUCUUUCUAUCCCCUUCACUUCGGUCACCCCUGACUUUGAUGCCAACAUGUAUCGGAACCCAUGGAUCUCGAAUUACCUGACUCAUGUCAAGUUUUGCAGCCAAGGACUUGGGAGUGAGAUCCCCAAUAAACUGAGCAACCCCAGAUUGCUGCAGAAGAGAGCUUUGAGCUUUCAGAAAGAAUUCUCCCUUGAUGAAAAAGAGGACCCGGCAAAAAGUACCAAGGAUAUAGAUGUUAGUCUCUUGGCCAAUCUCCCAAGAGUUUCUGAAUUGAGAAAACGAUUCGAAGGCAUCACAACAAGCACUAGUGACUGGGAAAUGAACAGAAAGGAGCGUAUCGCUCGGCGGUUGGAGGGCAUCGAUGGUGAGGUGCAUCCGUCUCUGCUGCCGAGUUUGGUGGCCAACCGGCUUCUGGAGGAGGACACACCCCGAUACACGAGGGCCUCGGAUCCCUGUGAGCCCUUUGGUGUUACAGUCCAGCGGUAUGGCAUGGAUGGAUUUGAAUGCCCAGAGAUGCAGGUGGCGGCUCCAGAGCGACAGGCCAGAGCUCUCUGCAGACCUGACCCUCAGUCCUCCGUCCCCAUGGAGCCCGCCUGCACUUCGGCUUCCACCACCGGCGGCCCUAAGCCUGAGUCAAAGGCUGAACGAAUCGCCCGCUACAAGGCAGAGAGGCGCAGACAGCUGGCAGAGCGCUAUGGCAUCUCUUUAGAUCAGGAGCCGGACUUGGGACAACCCCCGCGCUCCACUCGUACCCGGAAGGAAUUGGAAGGCUCAGAGAGGCGAAUCCGAGGGGAGUCGGUGGGGAAAGACGGGCAGGACAUCGCCCAUCGUUCUUACACCGGCAGCUUGGGCGCCAACUCUCGGGCCCCACUGCACGGCCACUCGGACCCAGGUCAAGGGAUGGGUCGGACCAGGGCGGACUCCUUUACAGAGAGGGAGAGGCUGAUGAAUCUAGAGAAUCAACGCAGAGCUGCUCCGCCCGAGCCUCCGUCCUCUUACAUGGACGGGACAUCGUUGUCCUCGCCCGCCAGGGUUCCUGCCAAGGACUACUCCGUCACAGUGAUGCAACCUAGUUCACCCAAGCUAAGCAGGCACCUCUCCCUGUCCUCACCUAAGCACGGGGCGUCUCCUGGUGACCUGUUCAUCGAGCAGCAGGCCCACAACAUCCUCAGCAGACAGGGUGCAAGGGCGAGCACUGAUUGGUCCCUCCAGACUGAUGCUGAGGGCGACACCCAUUCCCUCAUCAACUGGCCCUCGAGAAUCCGAGUUAGGGAGAGACUUGCCAGGGAGGAGGGCCGCCAGCAGAGCCCAGAGCCGGCAGAGGUUACAGAUGUGCCAAUCUACCACAGACCCCGGACCCAGACCUCUACACACCAACACACAGCUCCACCAGGGCCCCAGCAGGUCUACCCCUAUCACCCCCAGCCUCAUCUCACUCAACUUGGGCCCUUGGGAGGUCAAGAUGUUGCCAGUUACCCAAGUUAUCUGACGAUGGCUUCCGGUCCUGGACUGCAAGAGCCGCUGGAAGACGAUACUGAGGAAUCUGAGGUUUUCAAGACAGCGGGCCUCCUCAGGAGCAGGAAAGCAGUGCUGCCCUCAGAGAUACGCCGCAGGGAGAGGAGCACUGAGGACCCACUGAGAGGAAGGGGGGAAGAGGAGCAAGGGAUGACCACGGCGAAUGAGGUAGAGGGACCGGCGAGAGGACGACGACAAAGCAGAGAAAGAUGGGACGAAACGGAGCCGACCUUCCGUCUUCAAGCCUCAGGGAGAGGGCCCAGACGGCGAGAUACUGCCAUGUAUAUCCACAAAGGGAUGGCCGCCACCCAGACCCAGCCCAGGGCUUCCCAUGCAGCACAGAUUCGCUCCGUGUCAGAGGCUCGGGAUCCACGAGGGUUCAGUCAGAGGAACCCGCAGCAUGACUGCCAAGUAGUCAGUGAGUGUGACAAUGUCGGAAACCAAGAGCGUCUCCAGGACAGCCGGGUGUCAGUAGCCCAGCUCAGGCACUCCUACAUGGAGAGCGCCACCACCACCCCUCACACCGACCGCAUCAACGAGCUUGAGUUUGUCGGGGACGUGGCUCUCGCAGGCAACGGGGCCCCGUGGAGAGGGAUGAGGGACAGGGAGCGCAGGCCCCUGCAGUAUCUCAAUCCUGGGGAGAGUAGAAAGACCUCAGAGAGAUUUAGGACGCAGCCCAUCACUUCUGCUGAGCGCCAGGAGACCGAUAGGUCCCGGGUGAGUUCAGAUCUUGCUUCCACUGAAGCUGAUGAAGAGAAGCUAGAUGAGCGGGCCAAGCUGAGCGUAGCCGCCAAGCGCUCUCUCUUCAGGGAGCUGGAGAAGACCAUUGAUGGUGGAGCUCCAAAACCGCGGUACAGAAACACUGCAGUGGACAGGAGACUCAGGAGGACACAAGACCGGUCCCGGACUCAGCCAGUCACCACUGAGGAAGUAGUCAUCGCCGCCACUGUCCCUACUCAUGCGCCACACACAGUAACCUUUCAAACAGCUGUAGCACGCGUCCCUAGCCCCACCCUAGUUUACAGCACCGCCCCACCAUACAGCCUGCAGGCGUCUUCGCAGCAAAGUGCCGCAGCCCCCCGGGAAAAGAGGGCUGCCGCCACCCGACAGCAGUCGGGGCAGGUGCAGGAUACCAAGGUGUACCCGAUCUCUAAGCUGGUGUCCACAGUGGAGGAAAAGGCUCACAGUGAGGGUCCGGAUGAGCCCGACCUCAGCACUCUCAGUCUGGUGGAAAAGAUGGCGCUGUUCAACCGGCUGGCUCAACCUCCCAUCAGGGUCACUCGGACCAGGGGGGACACGCGCCAGCGCAGGACCAACGCCCGCUACCAGACACAACCCAUCACGCUGGGAGAUAUGGAGCAGGAGCCUUCAGACAUAGACGUGAGGGAUGAACUGCUGUGUUUCAGCCCCGGAGAGCCUCUACAACUUCAAAAUGGUCCGGCCUCUCGGUUCGGAAACCUCCCCGCCUCAUCAUCGUCCUCCUCCGCUCAGAGAGGCGGCACCGUCUCCACGGACCAUGCCGGAGACAUCCACUUAACCCGAGCAGCAGCGGGGGCCCAGGUUGAGCCCCUCCUUCCAAGCUUUGAGGGCCCCUCCCGGAGGUCCCGGGACCCGGCGGACCACCAGAGGUGCCAAAUGUUGCCGCGGGGCAAAGACGGCCCUGAUCUGGGAGGAGGGAAGAGGAAGCUGUCCUCCCCGGAGGGAGCGGUCAGGCAGGCUGCUCUGCCCCAGCCCCAGACGGGAGGAAAGAGAAGAGAGGUGGACGAGGAGGAAGUGGGGGAGGAAGAGGAGGAGUGGCAGCUGGCUAAAGGGUGGGGAGACACAGCGAUGCAGAGCUCAGAGAGUCCCAUGAUCCUGGAGCAGCAGGAGACUCACGCGCAGUACGCGGACAGCCAGAGGAGCAGGGCCGUCAGCGUGGCGCUGCCGGACUCUACUGUGGUCACAUCCAGAGUCGGAUCUGUUUCCCCUGCCAGCGUUGGCCUGUUUCAGCUGGAGGAGGAAGAGGAGCUGAGCAACAUGACGAGGGCCAGACAGAUGUCCAUCAGAGACAGAGUGGCCUUGUUGAAGAAGAGCGGCGAGGACGACUGGAGGAGCCGGAUUAACAGGAAGCAAGACGCGGCGCAGGCGACUGCCGACGAACAGCACCUUCACCACUUGGAGGAGGAGGAGCAGAUCUUUAAGAAGAAGGAUGACGAACUGCUGAUGAUGAUCGAUGAGAUCGACGUGUCCGACGAGCUCUGGACCACCAGAUCUCCAAGACCCACCCAGGUGGAUGAGAGACACCCCUGGAGACGGAAGAGGAUAGCUGAGUCGGAGAUGGAGCACCAGGGGAAUGAGGCUCACUUGUCCAUCCAGGAGAGGAAGCGGCUAAUCGUAGCCCAGGAGGAGUCUUGGAAGACCAAAGGCUACGGCGCCGCCAAUGACUCCACCCAGUUCACUGUGGCCGCACGCAUGGUGAAGAAAGGGUUGGCUUCCCCUUCGGCCCUCCAGGCCCCAGUGUCCUCCAAACCCAAGAACAGCAGCCUUGCCAUCGCCAAACCUCAAGAAGACACGAAGGAGAUGACUGAUAUUGAAGAGAUCAAGGCCAUGCCAGAUCUGAACCUGGAGUCGGACAUGAAGCUGGAUAAACUGGAGUCAUUUAUCGGCAAGCUCAACAGCAAAGUGUCUGGACUGCCAGAAUCGACCAUCACAGUCACGCAGAAGAAGGUGAAGGAGGUGAUGACCCUCGAAGACGAAACGUUCUCCAAGUUCUACCGCCAAGUGGAGGAGCUCUCCCCCACCACCAACAGGCUGGAGAUUAGCCUCGACGACUUCGAUGCCAUCUUCGGCCCCCAGCUGCCAAAGCUGACCUCGGAAAUGGAGCAGCACAAGCGGGCGGUGCGCCCGGCACGUAACGUCCAGUCGUCUAGAAACCCUCUGAAGAUGCUGGCCGCCAGGGAGGACAUCAGACACGAGUACACGGAACAGAGACUCAACGUUGGCCUGCUGGAGAGCAAGAGGAUGAAGGCUGAGAAGACGAACAAAAACUCUGGUUUCUCCGACGUGGCUCUGGCCGGUCUGGCAAGCAAGGAGAACUUCAGCAACAUCAACCUGCGCAGCGUCAACAUCUCCGAGCAGAUGUCCAACAAUAGCGCUGUGCCUUACAAGAAACUCAUGCUCUUACAGGUCAAAGGCCGACGGCACGUCCAGACCAGGCUGGUGGAGCCCAGAGCGUCCUCCCUGAACAGCGGGGAUUGCUUCCUACUCGUAACGCCACACCACUGCUUUAUCUGGACCGGGGAGUUUGCCAACGUAAUCGAGAAGAACAAGGCUUCAGAGUUGGCAAACUUCAUCCAGAGAAAGAGAGACUUAGGCUGCCGAGCCAACUACGUCCAGGUCAUCGAGGAAGGCGUCAGCACGCACAGCCAUUCUGCCAAGGACUUCUGGAAUAUUUUGGGGGGGCAGUUGAGUUAUCAGUCCGCAGGGACACCAGACGAAGACGAGCUGUACGAGGGGGCCAUCGUGGAGACCAACUGUAUCUACCGCCUGAUAGACGACAAGCUGGUCCCAGAUGAUGAUUUUUGGGCCAAGGUCCCGAGCUGUUCCCUGCUCUUCCCCAAGGAGGUCUUGGUGUUUGACUUUGGCAGCGAGAUGUACAUAUGGCACGGGAAGGAGGUGACGCUGGCACAGAGGAAGGUGGCCUUCCAGCUGGCAAAGCACCUGUGGAACGGCACCUUCGAUUACACCAACUGUGACAUCAACCCGCUCGACCCGGGCGAGUGCAACACUCUCAUACCCAAGAAAGGUCAGGGCCGACCGGACUGGGCCGUGUUUGGCAGGCUGACUCAGCACAACGAAACCACCCUGUUCAAAGAGAAGUUCCUGGACUGGUGCGACUCCAGGAGAACACCAAGCCCCGCAAAAAACAACGAACACAUCACCAAUCAAAAGGAACAGCCCCCCUUCAAUCAGCCCCAUGCGUACGACGCCUCCCUGAUGCUGCCCCUCCCUCAGGCGCCCGUCUGCACCAGACUAGACGGAUUCAACGUGGGGCGGGGCUACGGCCUGGUGGAGGCCGAGGAGUGGCGCAGCUACGAGAUCAGCACACUGGGCGUGGAGGUGUGGCACAUCCUGGAGUUUGACUAUAGCCGCCUGCCGUGCCAGAGCAUAGGCCAGUUCCACGAGGGGGACACAUACGUGAUGAAGUGGAAGUACAUGGUCAGCGCUGCGGUUGGGAGGAGACAGAACCCGGAGCAGCAGAAGUCGGCGGGGGCCGGGAGGGAGAAGUGCUGCUACUUCUUCUGGCAGGGCCGCAACUCCACAGUCAGCGAGAAAGGAACGUCGGCGCUCAUGACCGUGGAGCUGGACGAGGAGCGUGGAGCGCAGGUUCAGGUCCAGCAGGGUAAGGAGCCUCCGUGUUUCCUGCAGUGCUUCAAAGGAGGGAUGGUGAUCCACUCGGGGAGGAGAGAAGAGGAGGAGGAGAACUCUCAAAGUGACUGGCGUCUGUACUGUGUGCGGGGGGAGGCGGAGGUGGAGGGCCACCUGCUGGAGGUGGCCUGUCACUGCACUAGCCUGCGCUCCAGGGCGUCCAUGGUGCUGCUGAGUGCGAGCCAGGCCGCCAUCUACCUGUGGCACGGCUGCAAGUCUCAGGCGCACACGCGGGAGGUGGCGCGCACCGCCGCCAACCACAUCAGAGAGCAUUGUCCUCUGGAAACGGGCCUUCACAGCAGCAGCAAGGUGACCAUCUGGGAGUGUGACGAGGGAGCAGAGCCUGCGGGAUUCUGGGAGCCCCUCAGGAGGAGGGACAGGAAAGCGUACGACUGCAUGCUGCAAGACCCAGGAAGGUUUAACUUCUCACCGCGUCUGUACCAGCUGAGCAGCAGCUCCGGGGAGUUUGUGGCAGUAGAGUUUCUUUACCCUGCCAGAGACCCCAGGGAGGUCAACUCCAUGCCCUUCCUGCAGGAGGACCUCUAUGCGGCUUCACAACCAGCCCUGUUCCUGGUGGACAACCAUCACGAGGUGUAUCUGUGGCAGGGCUGGUGGCCUCAGGACAGCGAAAGCACCGGCUCAGCCCAAAUCCGCUGGGACUCGGACAGGAAGUGUGCCAUGGAGACUGUGCUGCAGUACUGCAGAGAAAAGAAUGAGAAGAAGCCUCCCAAAGCGUACCUGAUCCACGCCGGUCUGGAGCCUCUCACCUUCACCAACAUGUUCCCCAGCUGGGAGCACAGAGAGGACAUCGCUGAGAUCACUGAGAGGGAGGCUGAGGUGUGUAACCAGAUCAUCCUAGUGGAGGAUGUGUUGGCCCGGCUGUGUAAGACCACGUACCCACUGGCAGAUGUUCUGACCCGGCCGCUGCCCGAGGGCGUUGACCCUCUUCGCCUGGAGGUCUACCUGUCCGACGAGGACUUUGAGGGUGUAGGGGCUUAUGGGAAGAAAGCCCUGCAGACCACCAGAGAGGAGUACAGCGCUUUGCCUGGCUGGAAGCAGGUGAAGCUGAAGAAAGCCAAAGGACUUUUUUAAGGGGGGUUGAGACAGCGAGCUGAUCUGAAGACACCGGGAUGCCUGGGACAUAGCGGAGGUUGGGAGCCUCACCUGAGGUAACCACGACGGAGGAAGGGAGCAGCGAAGCUACGGAGAAGGUGUUCCUCCACCAUCUUUGAGUCUGUGUUUUCCGGUCGUAAAGUUAGGAGACAAAUGCACCUUUUGUUAAGUUUAUUGAAUUUAAUGUUAAUGUACAUAUGUACCAUAUGCAGAAAACAGCCCGGUCACCUUACAUUGUCGGUCAUGCGGCCUUCUGUGGAGAGUGGGAGCAGACCUGUCAGCCUGUUCAACACACUCCACUUCACGUGCUCUGCUUUUGCUUUAUGUAUUUGUCCAUUACAAAUAAUUUAUAUUUAUCUUUGAAUAUAUAUUUUGAAGCUCCAUGAAUAUUCACUGAGCUAUGAAUGCUGAAUGAUAUUGAGUCAGUCUGUGUCAUAUGAUGAUAAAUACUGGAAAUCACAGAACUCUCUGUACAGUUCGCCACUCGCCAUUUUACAAAUCCAACAAAGCAGCUUUAUUUUUGCGUCUACUGUCGUUAUUGUGUCAGAAGAAAAAGAUGUAGGCCGGGGUGAUGAUGUAAUGUGUGUAAUUCUUUUUUUUUUAAUCUCUCAGUGUAUAGUGCCUUGCUUUGUGUACAGUUUCUAUACAGAUCCUAGUCAGCACUUUGGAGACUUUUUGUGAUAUAAAGAAAUAUUAGAAAAAUAAACUCUGAAAAUGUAUUAAU